Musa acuminata subsp. malaccensis (wild Malaysian banana) is the source of this 2920-nucleotide messenger RNA. The record is from RefSeq and is a predicted model, not a curated record. NCBI's taxonomy places the organism in Eukaryota, Viridiplantae, Streptophyta, Magnoliopsida, Zingiberales, Musaceae.
UCUCUCUCUCUCUAUCUCUCUGUCUUAGGGUUCUGUUAUCGGAAGUUUCUUUAGUUCUUGAAAACGCAAUUGUUUAUUCGUUUCUUGUUAGGGUUUCUUUGAACCGAAAGAGAUAGUUCUUUAUCUGAGCACUGGUUUUCAAGGGUUUUAGGUGACCGAGUUAUAAGCUCUCCAUGUGCUUGGAGUUUGUUGUGUUGAUUCCCUUUUAGAAUAUAAUUGCGUAUGAUGUAACUGUUGUUCGUUCCGAAUAGGUACGGAGAAAUGAAAUCUUGGUCGUGAAUUCUUUUUGGGUUGGUGGAAUCUGGGCGUUCUGAAGUAGUUGUAUCUGUUCUUGAGAUCGAAAAAGGGUGCCUUUUGAAGCGCUGGCUAACUGUUCAAGGUUUUUUUUCCACUAUCAUAUAUUGUUCACGGAGAAACACGUAGAGCGCGUUAAAUAUUUGUAGUGGAUUCCGAUAAGAUCGAAAGAUUCUUGCUAUGCAUAAGUCACUUUAAUUUAGUGCUUUCAAGACUUUAUUGCUGUUAUGAGGAUGGUGAUGGAUCAUGGCAUCAAUUUUCCUCAUGGAGGAGUUUACCAGCAAUCUUUUUGCAAUCAACAUGUACAUUCUUUUCAACCAAAGGAUGUAAACAGCACAACCAGUAUUUUUCCUGGUGACAUAAACACUUCAGGUGGAAUAAUUACAAAGACAGGGAUGAUAUUGAUUGGGAACUCCAGCACUCCAAACAAUGUUUCUCCCAUGAUUUUGACCAGUAAUCCUCCAGGAAAUAUCCUUCUCGAACCGGUGCCUGGACUUAAGCAUAUCGCAGCGUUUGCUGUUGAUUGGUCCUGCGAGGAAUUGGAAGUGUUGAAACAAGGCCUUGUCACAUAUGCUAGUGAACCUAAUAUCAUGAAAUAUAUCAAGAUAGCAGCUAGACUUCCCGAGAAGACUGUGAGAGAUGUUGCAAAGAGGUGCCAAUGGAUGACUAGGAAGGAGACUGGUAAAAGAUGUAAAUCUGAAGACCUUUAUGCUGGAAAGAAAAUCAAAGACAGAAAGGAGAAGAUGAUAGGUUGUUCUUCAAUGGUCAAUAUGCAUUAUAAUCAACCUGACAGUGAAUCUGCCUAUUCUGUCAUGAUGUGUGAUGGGAACCAUAUGAAUCAGUUCUCAUCUGAAGCAUUCCCAGUGGUUGACAGCAGAACAAAGAAUCUUCUGGAAGACAAUGUAAAACUUCUUCACCAGAUUGCAGUUAACAUUGAAAAUAAUGAGAUACAAAAUAACAUCGAUCUCUUAUAUUGCACAAACAACAACAUUACAGCGACUCUAAAUAGCAUGCUUGAAAUGCCUGGUGUUAUGAGCCAGAUGCCUCCAUUGCCUGUGCAUGCCAAUGAGAAUCUUCUGCAUUCCAUAUUGCCCUAUACUAGUCAGAUUUAAUUUUGACCACAAUGCCAUCUGGUUUAUCCAAAAUAAUUUGUGAAGUACUAUGAAGAUCAGAAAGAGACCAACUCAGAUCUUUUCAUUAAACAUAACUGCAGAUGAACAUGCAUGGUGCUUCUUAUCAUACAGAAAGAACAACAAAUGUUUCUUUUUUAGCUUAUAGUUUCGGAUUCUCAGAUCUAACAUUUUAAGAAACUGGCUAAGCUGGAAUCUGGUGGUCUGAUUGUUGUCAAAAUUAUGGGCUAUCACUGUUGGCGUUAGGUGAUGGAUUGAGGUACCACCCUAUGUUCGUUCUUUGGGAACCAGCUGAUUUAUACUGUACCACAUACCACAGUAGGGAAAGAUUCAGGCAUGAAACGUGGGUAUGCUACAUGUCAUGCUGCUGAAUAAGAAACAAACACAAAAUAUUUCAAGAUAUGGCAUAGCAGGAACUUGUGAUUGAUGAUCUAGUUAUGACUUCUGAUGGUUUAAUUUCAGUGUAUAGUUUGUUGCACCUUGAUUCUUGGGUUGGAUACAGGAUGAGGUUGACCAAUACAACGUGACCAUGAUGCCAAUCGAGAUUCGUUGACUUAUUUAGUGGUUACACAUGCAGCGAAUGACUUGGGUGGACCUUAGGUGAAUGGGACUGGCCCAGGUUAAGUUGCUUGAGAUUAAUAACAUUGUUUUUGGAUGUUCAGUGAGUUUAACCUUAUUACUCAUGCAAAGCAUGCUUGAGCAGAGGCUGAGCUGGCUCUUUAGCAUGUCAGAUUUUGGUCACCCGUGUCCGAUGUACCACAUUAGACAGAGUCCUGGUUAGGGUGAUAGGUUCAGGUGACUCGUUGAUGUCACUAGUAAACAUGUGAGAGAAGCUCGAGUUGAUGGUAUGGUUGUAUUUGACAAUUAACAACAUAUUGCAGCGAAUCAUGCAAGAAAGAAGAAGACAAGGAAAGCUGAAAAGGAUAAACUACUAGUUGCUGAUAAAAUGAGUAGGAGUUUUGAGGAUUCAACUGUGUAAACUUGCUCAGCUAGUAAUAUUAUCUAUCAAAAUGUACUUCAGCCUCAAAUCUUUUCUCUUUCUGCUGUUUUCUCUUUCGAUAGGCACAUGGACCUGGCAACUGUUAUGUCAAGGAAGAGCCAAGCUGCUGGUGACCUGCUGCUACCAAAUGACCGGGUUUCUGUAAGUACACGAUACUCUUAUGUAAUUACAAGGAAGGUGAUCAAAACUCUCUUUGAUACACAUGCCUUUCGAUAAGAGAAUAGAGAUUGCAUGCUCACACCAGAGGAGAUUGAAGAGCGAGUCAAUAAGAAUCCCAAGGACCUGACACUAUAUAUCAAGAUUACGAUAUAGAGCUUCUAUGUAAAUGCUUUUGUAUGGAAGAAAGUUUGUGCACCGACAGUAUUAGGUGCUUGCGGUUCAUCAAAUUCUUUCGCUUUGCUACCUAUGUCUUUUCGUUCAAGAGCGAUUUCAAAUGAUAAAUUUUAGUCCCAGAGAAUAAAUAUUUAUCUUCAUAGUGGAAUAAUCUGAAUGCAUA